UGUGUUCUUUCUUCUCAGGAGGGUCACCAGUUUUGAGGGAGAGAGCAGGUUUCUUCUUGUUGAAAUAAAACUCUUGAAGUCGUUUUUCGGAAUGAAUUUAUUUGCCAAAUGGCCCUACUAAUAAAUACAGCUACCGUAGCACACUUACAUACUAAGUACACACCGAAAUGCUUUUUGCAACCGACCAAUAGCAGCGCAGGACCGAUCGCGCGAGUUUGACGUCGCGUCCGCGAGAGGGCGCCGCCGCUCGCUCGCGUCGCGUGGCCGCGCCGCCGCUUUAAAAAGGCGCGCUCCCCGCGCCGCGUCCCGGAUUCGCCAGCAGCCGUCGAGUGAAGACCUACCUGCCUACACUCACCGCUCGGACCGCAAAACAUCGAAAUACCCGCUGCUCGGUCGCGGUUGGCUAGCCACCUCAGCGCGCCCAGCUCGUUGGCCCGAUCACGCGAGGCCCUCCGUCGUGUCCGGUGCCCGGUCUGCCACCAGCGGCAAGCCCCGGGUACCGGUUCGGCGGGUCCCCCGCGCGGGUCAGCGACUGACGUGUCGCCACCAGCCGCCCGGAGCACAAUUUCUGCUCCUACCCGACGAAUUUGAUUUUUAAUUUAUUAAUCUACCCGCGGCAAGAAGAUGCCGCACGGAGGCCGCGAGCAGUCGCCGCGCUCCUCCAAGCUCGGCCCGGCGGGGCGGGGGAGGGUUUUUAAGAACUCUCGCCUGCGCCCCACCGAAACCAGGACGCUGCACGUGGCGAUUCAAGGGUUCGUCGCCAGUGCCACGCCGACCCCAUCAGCCACCGGAGGUGCGGGGGAGGAAUUCUUCCCCCCGCCCCCCUCGAUACCCGACACCCCGGCGUCGCCCUCGCCUCCGCUGCGCACGGCCCCACCCGCGUGGCCGACCGCGGCGCCGGAACAAGAACCAGAGCCUAUGGACGUGGUGCCGACCACCGCCACUCCGGACGCGGGUGUGUCACACCCGACCACCGUCACUCGUGACGCCGGUCUGGCACACCCGCCGUCCGCAAUACCGCGGCCGACCCCACGGCCUAAUGCAGACGCGGCGCAACCUGCCGCCACCGCAGCCGCCGCUCCACGCGCCACCGCUCCUCGCGCCCCCGCCCCCGCACUAGCUGCGGGACAAAAGCCGAGGAAGCCGCAGCCCGCCGCGGCCCCGCCGCGCCCCCAACGGCCUCCGAAGAAGCCGACCGCAAUGGCGCCAGCUGCGCCCAUGCGCCCAGCGCCCCCCAGCGCCGCGCCCCCACGCGCAGCGCCUAUGUAUCGCGCGCCCCCGGUCAACAUCGCACCGGGGCGCUUCCCUUCGCCGCCCAAGAUGCCGGCGGACAAGAGAAAGGCGGUUUUUAUCACUCCGCCCUUCCGCCCACCGCCCAUCCUGCCACCCUUCGCUCCACCGCUGCACGGCGCCACGCCCGUACCUACGUACGCAGCCGCCGCCGCCGCUACCGCCACCGGAACGCCCGCCCCAGCCGCGCCCCCGACACCGAAGCCGCGCUCGCCCACGACACCGUGCGCCCCCGCGCCCAAGAAGACGCGAUACCCGCCGCUUAUAGUGGAGAAGCUCCCCAACUGGGUCGAGCACUUCACGGCCCUGAAGCGGCGGCUCGGACACGCGCCCAACGCGCGCCCCUUUGGAAAGGGGGUGCGCUUCACGCCCCGCUCCGACGAGGAGUACCGGGCGAUCCAGGCCUACCUGGCUGAACUGGAGAAACACCAGGGAGUCGCCUGGUUUUCGUACUCCCUCCCCGCGGAGCGAAGCGUCAAGGUGGCCAUACGCGGGCUACCGGUUGACACCCCGCCGGAGGCGAUCAUGGAGGCGCUGCAGGACGCCGGCUACGGCGCGGAAUACGUCCGCCCCAUCCGCGCGCGCCAAGGACGACCUGGGUGUUUGUACUACGCCCAGGUAGCGCGCGCAGACAACACCAUCCCGGGCAUAUACGGGGUAACAGAGCUACUCUGUAUGCCCGGGAUUAAGAUUGAAGCUUGGCGCGGGAAAAGGGCCCCGCGCAGUGCCAUCGAUGCCAACAGUUCCGGCACUCGUCGCACAACUGCCACCGGCCAAUGGCCUGUGUGCGGUGCGGCGAGGAACACCCGGCAAGCGAGUGCCCCCGCCCAAAGGAGGAGCCGCCCACCUGCGCGAAUUGCGGCGGCGCACACACGGCGAACAACACGUCGUGUCCUGUGUUCCGCCGCGAGACGCGCAACCCGAGGGCAGGCACUGUGGCGCGCACAGCCGCCGCCCCCACCGCCAAACCAGCAGCCGCACAGCCAAGGGGCGAAAACAACGCCCCUGGCUCUCUAA
Spodoptera frugiperda (fall armyworm) is the source of this 2307-nucleotide messenger RNA. RefSeq lists its product as uncharacterized. The record is from RefSeq and is a predicted model, not a curated record. Bases 625 to 2307 code for a protein of 560 amino acids. NCBI's taxonomy places the organism in Eukaryota, Metazoa, Arthropoda, Insecta, Lepidoptera, Noctuidae. The transcript has a single exon.